Messenger RNA from Cucurbita pepo subsp. pepo (vegetable marrow), 947 nucleotides. The record is from RefSeq and is a predicted model, not a curated record. NCBI's taxonomy places the organism in Eukaryota, Viridiplantae, Streptophyta, Magnoliopsida, Cucurbitales, Cucurbitaceae.
UUCCUAAGAUGGUCGAAAUUUCAAGAACAUCAAAGAAAAAUCCCUUCUUGACCACAAAUCAAAGAAAAAACACCACUUUUUACUUCAAAUUCUUUCUUUCCGCUUCUUUUUCCUUCUAUUUCUUCACUUUUUUUCUCCUAACCCAUAAUCCCAAUCUGGGUUUGAUCCAUCAUCAUCAUUAUGUCUCUAAUUCCAACGCCUUUGUCUCUAAAGCUCUCGUCCAAUCCGAACCCAACGAUUUCAAACUCNAUUCCAACGCCUUUGUCUCUAAAGCUCUCGUCCAAUCCGAACCCAAUGAUUUCAAACUAUUUGUCUAUGAUUUGCCGCCGGAGUUCAACGCCGAUUGGCUUUCCGACGGCCGGUGCGGCGGCCAUUUGUUUGCCUCCGAGGUGGCCAUUCAUAGAGCCCUGUUGACGAGCAGGGUUCGGUGUAUGGACCCUUAUGAGGCGGAUUUCUUCUUCGUUCCUGUUUAUGUUUCGUGUAAUUUUAGCUCCGUUAAUGGGUUGCCGGCUAUUGCUCAUGCUCGCCCUCUUUUGGCCUCCGCCGUGGCGGCUAUCUCUCGUGAAUUUCCGUUUUGGAAUCGGAGCGGCGGCGCCGACCAUAUCUUUGUCGCUUCACAUGACUAUGGCGCUUGUUUCCACGCCAUGGAGCAUGAGGCUAUGGCAGAUGGGAUACCGCAAUUCUUGAAGAAUUCGAUCAUUUUGCAGACUUUUGGAGUCAAAUAUAAGCACCCAUGUCAGGAUGUUGAGAAUAUUCUUAUUCCGCCUUAUAUUCCACCGGAAUCUGUGGAAGAAUCCGUCGUCCACGGCCGUCGGAGAGACAUAUUCGCGUUUUUCAGGGGAAAAAUGGAGGUCAACCCCAAGAACUUCGGUGGCCGAUUCUAUGGCAAGUAAGGCAAUUUUGAAAAGAUCAAGUCUUUAUUAUUAUUAUUAUUGGGUUUUUUUUUU